Heterostelium album PN500 is the source of this 4998-nucleotide messenger RNA. RefSeq lists its product as uncharacterized. The record is from RefSeq and is a predicted model, not a curated record. Gene Ontology annotation, molecular function: protein heterodimerization activity; structural molecule activity; RNA binding. Bases 1 to 4998 code for a protein of 1665 amino acids. Lineage: Eukaryota; Evosea; Eumycetozoa; Acytosteliales; Acytosteliaceae. The transcript is spliced from 5 exons. Gene Ontology annotation, biological process: regulation of transcription by RNA polymerase II. Gene Ontology annotation, cellular component: SLIK (SAGA-like) complex; SAGA complex.
AUGAAUGUUUAUGGUGGUUUAGUUGGUAAUAUACCAUAUGAUGCAACAGAGAAAGAACUGAUAGAUAUAUUCUCAGAGGUCGGUAGAGUUGUUUCGUUCAGAAUGGUGGAGGACAGAGAUACAAAGAAACCAAAGGGUUAUGGAUUCUGUGAGUAUCUCGAUCAAGAGACUGCACAGUCUGCUAUUAGAAACUUGAACAACCGUGAGUUGAACAAACGUAAUCUCAGAGUAUCAUAUGCCGACAACGAGAAGGCAAACGAACUGGCAUCUGCACUUGGACUGGGUGUUGUACCCGUCGGUGGUGGCGGUGGUAACGAAUCAAACGCAUCAAUAAGAUCGAUAGGUGGUAGUAGUGGUUACGAUCAACAAUCUCAACAACAACAACAACAACCAAUGAAUCCGCAACAAAUGAAUAUUAAUCCACAACAAAUGGGAAUGAAUCCGCAACAAAUGAAUCCACAACAACAACAACAACAAAUGAUGGGUUUGAAUCCACAACAACAGCCAAUGAAUCCACAAAUGAAUCCACAGCAACAACAGCAACCAAUGAAUCCGCAACAACAACAACAACAAAAGGAUGGAUUACAAAAUAUUAUAGAGAAUACAAAUGUUACACAAUUGUUUGAUGUUAUGACAAAGAUGAAGCAAUUGAUUCAACAGAACCCAGAGAAUGCAAGACAGAUGUUGGUGUCGAAUCCACAGUUAUCGUUGGCGUUGUUACAUGCCCAGCAAUUGAUUGCAAUGAAUCCAAAACAACAACAACAACAGCCAAUUAAUCCACAACAACAACAGAUGAACCAACAACAACCAAAUCCACAACAGCAACAAUUUAAUCAACCAUCUUCACCUAUUUUCCAACAACAACAACCUCAGGUUAAUCCACAACAAAUGGGUAUGCAGGGUGUAGCUACACAAAUGGGAGGUGUUGCGCCACAGAUGGUUGGAGGUAUGAACCGAGGUGGUGUAGGUGUGGGACCGAUGGGGCAAAUGGGUGGAAUGAUGCAAACUGGUGGCAAUAUGAAUGCUAUGCAAGGCGGUGUAGGACCACAACAAAUGGGAAUGAAUCCACAACAACAGCAAAUGGGAAUGAAUCCACAACAACAACAACAGAUGGGUAUGAACCCACAACAGAUGGCUAUGAUGGGGCCAGGUAUGCAACCACAAAAUAUGAAUCCACAACAAAUGGCAAUGAAUCCACAACAACAACAGAUGGGUAUGAAUCCAAAUCAACAGCAACAGAUGGGAAUGAAUCCACAACAACAACAACAGAUGCAAGCAGGAAACAUUCCACCACCACCAAACAUCUCACCGGCAGCAAUGAACAACUGGAAUCAACUAAGCGCACAACACCGACAUUAUUAUAAAAGUUUUGUUUGUUUAGAAAUGUCAUCAUCGUUUGAUGAAAAUAACAAUGAUGAUGACGUAAGAAGAAGAAAAAGAGAGAAGAAAAUAGGUAGUGCAACUGAUGAUGCAAAUGACGAUGAAGAUGGCAAAGAAGAUAAAGAAGAUGACGAUGAAUUAUAUCAACCAUUGGAUGAUGUUUACUAUUCGUUGGAGAUUGAUGCCGAGGACUAUGCCGUGCAUGUUCAACGUGCGGAACGCGAAGCAGAGAGCGAACGACAUCAAGUAGAGUUGCAACGACGUAAAGACGAAGCGAUAGCGCGUCGUCUAGAGCUGCUGGCCGAAGCAAACCGUUUGGAAGCACUACGAAACCAACAGGUGGAGAUGAUCUCGCGCAAAGAGCUGUUGUCCGACCUGUUGGCCAAGCGAAAGCAUCAAACCGAGCGGAUACACCAAUACCGCGAAGCCAAAGAAGAAGCACUCGAGAAUUUCGAGCGGAAACGUGCAGCUGCUCUACAACGACAACAACAAUUGCUAUUAGAACAACAACAGCAACGACAACUACAACUAGAGCAACGGCAACAACAGCAGUUAUUAUUACAGCAGCAACGACAACUACAACUAGAGCAACAACAACAACAACAACGGCAGCUACAACAAAAACAACAGAUGUUAUUGGAACAACAACAACAACAGUUAUUACAACAACAGAUGUUAGAACAACAACAACAAUUACAGCAACAACAACAACUACAGCUACAACAACAGCAACAACAAGAGGAAGAAGAAAGAAGAAGAAAAGAAGCGGAAGAAAGAAAACAACAGGCAAAGAGACAACCGACAGUCAGUAGAGUGUUUCGGAGUUUGUUGACCGACAUAAAGACAUCGUCAAAGAAAUGGACCGGUGCCAAAUAUGAAGGACAAGAAGAGUUCUAUGAUUCGUUGGAGUAUGUUUUGAAUCAGCUGAAGGACAGUGGCGAAUGUUCGUAUCCGUUCUUGAAUAAGGUAAAGGCGAGUGCUGCACCCAAUUACUAUGAGAUCAUAAAGAGACCGAUGGAUCUUGGAUUGAUGACCAAGAAGCUCAAGAAAAUGGAGUAUUCGUCACGCGAUGAAUUCCAAUUGGAUCUGUCGUUGAUCUUCACCAACUGUCGGGUGUACAAUACCGAUCCUACCAGUCGGAUAUUCAUUGAUCACGCCAAUCAACUGGAACGCAAAGCAGUGGAGCUGAUGAAGCUGGUGAAAGACGUCGACUUUUCACUGCAGAAACUACAGGAGGAAGAAGAACGAUCCAAGAAGAAACAACGCACACCUACACUCACCACACCAAACACCACCACACCAACCAUCAGCUCUUGUCCCUCCACCCCAACAUCCAACCCAACCUCACCGGUCAACUCUUCAACUGGUCAAGUAUCACCACCCGACAGUGAAAGUAAUCAACCAAUUGGACAAACUACAUAUCAACAACAAACACAACAACAACAACCUCAACAACCUCAACAAUCUCAACAACCUCAACAACAAUCUCAACCACAAACAAUAAAUAAUAACAAUACACCAGAUCAAAUAAUUUCAAAUGAUAAUAAUAAUAACAAUAAUAAUAAUAAUGUAGAUAUAAUAAGUAGUAGUAAUGUUAAUAUAGAAGAUAUUAAGAUAGAAGAAAUUAAGAUGGAAGAUAUUAAGAUGGAAGAAAUUAAGAUGGAAGAGAUUCAGAUGGAGGAUAUUGGUGAAGAACCGGUGGAAGAUAUUAAACAAACGGAGGAAGAGUUGAUGCAGCAGAUCGAUCAGUUGGAUCAGGAAUUAUCGAUUUUUGAUCAGUAUAAGGAUUUGAGUGGUGAGAUUGAAAGAUUGAAGACUAGACUAUCACCAGAGAUCGUACAGGAAGAAGAGGAGCAGAUGGAGAUGGAAAGUGAAUUACCACCACUGAUAAAAUACAGUGAAGAUCAUUCGAAAAAGUCGACGGAAUGGCGCAAUGCCACUAGAGAUCUGAGAGUUCGACGACUCGAUCAUUUGAUUGGCCAAUCGAAACUACCGUUUGAACAACACGACCUGUUCCUACGCACUCCGAAACACAUGGAAUCAUUCUAUCGACUCUCAAUGCAACAGAUAUAUAGUAAAUCACCACUUUUAAAAGAUAUUAAACAACAACAACAACAACAAUUACAACAACAACCACCACCAAACAACACCAUUCAAAUUCCAGGUGAAUAUACACCACUGCAAAAAUUUGAUAUUGAAAUGAUAAACCUGGAAAUUGGAUUCUUUCCAGAGUAUUCACAUUGGUCCAAUUCCGUUCCAAAUAUUAUGGAUCCUUCACUUCCACCACAAAUAUGUACAGCUUCAACUACAAUCAAUAAUCAUCUUUCAAAAUCAUAUAAUAACAAUAAUAAUAAUAAUAUAAAUUUAGAUUUACAAUUCACAUCAGAAAAAAGAGUGAAUGCUCUUUUAUUUAAAUCGAUUUCAACUAUACUUCAGAAUUCUGGAUUCAUUGGUACUGGACAGGAAGCCUUGAAUGUAUUGAUUGAUGUAGUCGGUUCGUUCAUCGCAAAUAUCGGUCGACUACUCAACCGCUACUCUUCCAACUAUUCAAUUAAACCACAGAACAGAAACGAUAAUUUCCAACUACUCUCACUGGUUCUUCGUCAGCUUGGAAUCAAAGAUUUCACCACACUCAAAGAUUUGAAAGUUGCACAGCCUGUUCCACAAGAAUCGAGUAGUGAUGACGAUGCUAUUUUCAAUCCUCCAGUUAGAGAAGGUUUAUUUGGUCAUUGCCCAAGUCAUAUAGACGAACCUGCUGAAAUAUCAUUAUUUGUAGAUCCAAAACCAAAACAAACUCAACAACAACAACAACAAUUUAUGAUGCAAGUAGCUUCCACUUUGAAACCGAUCACUUCAAAUUAUCAACCGAAUCAAGCUCACUUGCAACCAGUUUCAUCCAUGCACAAACCUAUGCCAUAUCAACUACAACAACAACAGAUUCUUGCUCAACAACAACAAUUGGUACAACAACAACAACAUCUCCAGAAACAAAUUCAAUCACAAUUUCAACAACCGAUUCAAGCUAUUCAACAACCAACAACCAUUCAACCACAACAACCUCAGCAACAACCACAACAACAAUCACAAACAACUCCACAGCCAAUUCAACAACCACCACAACCGCAGCAACUACAACAACAGCAACAACCACAACAUAUACCAAUUGCACCAAAUCAACCAACAUCCAAUUUACCAGCGGCACCUACACCAGCCAGUUCAAAGGAAACUCCUCCAAAGGAAUCAAAGAAAAAGAAAGCAUCGUCAGAACCCAAACAAAAAACACAAAAGCUCAAGAAACAAAAGAAGGAAACCGCUUCCAAACCACCAGAUACUUCCGCUGUCGCAACAGCGGCCACUUCAGUUGUUGGCUCGCAGAUUCCAGCUACAACCAAUGUUAAUCCUCAGACUCCAAUCGAAACCGCUGUGGUAACACCAAUCCAAAAUAUUAAUACAGCUUUAACGCCACUUCCACAACCUCCGACUGCACCCGAAUCUAAACCAGUUCCUCCGAAACCAACAGAAGUCAAAGAGAAGAAAAAGAGAGGUCGUCCACAUAAGAAUGCACAAGCAGCAGCAGCAGCGGCAGCACAGGCUCAAGCACAAGCGAAUCAAUCAUAA